GUAAACAACUUGGAUACUUAGUGUCGUGCGUUGGAUCGUGUAGCGCGGGAUUUGUUUUUGAAGAAAAAUGUCUGAGUUGAAGUAUCUGUCAGGCUUCGCCUCUGAGUUCUCAUCGGAGGACCCUCGGCGGCCGGGCGCCCUGCCGGCGGGGCGGAACUCCCCGCAGCGCUGCGCUUACGGCCUCUACGCGGAGCAGCUCUCGGGCUCCGCCUUCACCGCGCCGAGGAACGAGAACAGACGCACCUGGUUUUACAGGAUCCGACCAUCUGUAGUGCACAAACCCUUCAAGCGUCUAGAUGUCGCAAAACAUCUCACCCACAACUGGGACGGACAGGAGCCUGACCCUAAUCAGUCCCGCUGGUUGCCCUUCGACUUGCCAACCACCCCAGUGGACUUCGUAUCGGGCCUGCAUACAGUGUGCGGCGCGGGCGACCCGCGGGCACGCAACGGACUCGCCAUACACGUCUACCUGUGCAACAAGUCUAUGGAGCGCAGCGCCUUCUAUAGCAGCGAUGGAGACCUCCUCAUAGUGCCCCAACAAGGCACGCUGCGGAUUACGACGGAGUUCGGCAUUAUGGAGGUGGCUCCCAACGAGAUCGCUGUAGUUCAGCUGGGCAUGAGGUUUGCUGUCGCCGUGGAUGGGCCAUCAAGGGGCUAUAUCCUAGAGGUGUUCGACGGGCACUUCAAGCUGCCAGAUCUGGGUCCAAUCGGAGCCAACGGCCUGGCCAACCCGCGGGACUUCCUCACACCCGUCGCUAAAUAUCACGACGAGGACAAUAUCGAUUUCACAAUAAUCAGCAAAUAUCAAGGUGCGUUGUUCGCGGCACAGCAGCGCCACUCGCCGUUCGACGUAGUGGCGUGGCACGGCAACUACGUGCCCUACAAGUACAACCUCGCCAACUUCAUGGUAAUCAACUCCGUGUCCUUCGACCACUGCGACCCUUCAAUAUUCACGGUGUUGACGUGUCCGUCGACGAAGCCCGGGGUUGCCAUUGCCGACUUCGUCAUCUUCCCGCCGCGCUGGUCCGUGCAGGAGGAUACUUUCCGGCCACCAUAUUAUCAUAGGAACUGCAUGAGCGAGUUCAUGGGGCUGAUCCUAGGCGCUUACGAAGCCAAGGAGGGAGGGUUCCUGCCGGGCGGCGCCUCGCUUCACUCCAUGAUGACGCCGCACGGGCCGGACGCUCAGUGUUUCAAUGCUGCCUCGCGAGCGGAGCUCACACCGCAGAAGAUAGCUGUAGGGACUCAGGCCUUCAUGUUCGAGUCGUCACUAAGCAUGGCCAUAACCAAGUGGGGAGCAGAGACGUGUCAGAAACUAGACGCCAAGUAUCACGAGUGCUGGCAGGCGCUUCCUAAACUCUUCUCGGAUAAGAUCAACAUUUAGAAUAAAGUUUCGCAUAAUAGUUGAUAAUGAAAUGAGGUAGAUGAUUGAGCUGAUGAAAUGCAUCCAUCUUUAUCUUAAGCACUGAUGGGACGGUUAUCGCGUGAUAAUGGCAUGAUAGACGAAACAACUUUUUCACAACCGCGAUAGAAAUAGACACGUUAAAAGAUCCUGUCAUUAUCAUUGUCACGCGUCCGUAAUGAAAAUAUGAUAUUAUUUAUUAUGUCAUGAUCAUGAUGUUAUUAUUGUUUUUAUGUGUUACGUGUACAAACAGCAACACUCUUAACUGUCCAUCGGUGCACCUUAUGCCUUUUUAAUAAGGUUUACAAACUGUCAGUUAACAGUGUGGGCGAUGGUACGAGUACUACAAUAAUAAUAAUAAAUUGGAUCAAGGGUCAGAUGCAGAAGGCGGUGAUCUUGGACACGGCGCGGAUAGUACGUCGGUUCCUCUCGCUGCAGCCCUGACCACCGGUAGCUUGGGCUUUGCCCCGCUGCUGGCGGUUAAGUUUUUUAUAAUGUGUUUAUAUGUAUUUUUAUUGUUUUGUAAGUGUUUUUAUAUUUUACUUUUAUAUUCAUAUUAUAAAAACCCUAGCCUAAGAAGGAUAAAUAAUAUAAAUCAUAUAUAGUACUACAAUGUAAUAAAAUAUUAUUAGCUAUUUUAUUUUUGAAACUUAUAUGACUUUGUAAAAAAUAUAAUAAGAAUAAUAUUGUUGUGUUUUCAAUUAGUAUUUAUAGGUUAAAUAAUUAAGAAAAACUGUAGGAAUUUUUUUCUUGGUACUGGCCCGCUUCUCAUGAGAAUAUGACAUUAUUUAUUAUGUCAUGGACGUCAUGAUGUUAUUAGUUAUUACUUAUUACGUGUACUACAAUGUAAUAAGUACACAUCGGUAACUCGUGGCAUUUAGGUAGCACUUAAAAGAUUAGUGAUGAGCACACAUCGGUAAC
Cydia splendana is the source of this 2320-nucleotide messenger RNA. RefSeq names its product homogentisate 1,2-dioxygenase (gene hgo). The record is from RefSeq and is a predicted model, not a curated record. The coding region runs from base 68 to 1381 and encodes 437 amino acids. Gene Ontology annotation, cellular component: cytoplasm. Gene Ontology annotation, molecular function: homogentisate 1,2-dioxygenase activity. The transcript is spliced from 10 exons. Gene Ontology annotation, biological process: L-phenylalanine catabolic process. Lineage: Eukaryota; Metazoa; Arthropoda; Insecta; Lepidoptera; Tortricidae.